Molecule: messenger RNA, 1342 nt
Organism: Helianthus annuus (common sunflower)
Lineage: Eukaryota; Viridiplantae; Streptophyta; Magnoliopsida; Asterales; Asteraceae
Product: plant cysteine oxidase 4
Exons: 8
Coding region: 423-1157 (244 amino acids)
Molecular function (GO): oxidoreductase activity, acting on single donors with incorporation of molecular oxygen, incorporation of two atoms of oxygen
Source: RefSeq, a predicted model, not a curated record
UGUUGAUGCAGUGGGCAGGAACGUGGCAUUCUCGUGAAUUCAACUGUAAGCAAGGACAACAUUGUCAGAUUGUCACGGACCUAUUUCCGCCGGAGACCCUUUCUUCUUUCUUCAAUCGCAUCAAACCCUUUUCAAUUUCAAGCCCCCUUUUCAAUUGCAGGAUAAAAAGGUGUCUAAGGUUGCACAUGAUCGUUUUUCGAUGAAUGCUGGUCCGGUUCGUUUAGGUCUUUUUAAACGUUAUUCUUUUGUCGUUGAUUUGUGUUACAUAAUGUGACGGUGUGUAACGGACAACGAUGAAAACGCGGUGAGAAGAUGGGGUGCAUUACCAUAUGAUGGAGAUGUGGAUAUAUUGUGGUGAAGUUGGUCAACAUUAAACAAGAUCUUUGCAGAAGCGGGAUUAUUAUUUCAGCUUUUGUUGAAUCAUGCCUCAAAUACAAAAGCUUUAUAAUGCUUGUAAAGCAUCUUUAUCUCCAACUGGACCCGUGUCAGACGACGCUCUUGAAAAAAUCCGUUCUCUCUUAGAUAAAAUAAAAGCUGCAGAUGUUGGGCUGGAGCCGGAAGCACAAACAGUACGUAACUGGACAGGUCCCGUAAGCGAACUCAACGGGCCCAAUGGGCCCAAUCGAUCAUUGCCACCGAUUAAAUAUAUCCAUAUUCAUGAGUCCGACAGCUUCACUAUGGGGAUAUUUUGCAUGCCACCGUCUUCCAUCAUUCCCCUUCAUAAUCAUCCCGGAAUGACUGUUUUUAGCAAGCUUCUGUAUGGAUCAAUGGAUGUAAAAGCAUAUGAUUGGCUUGAUGAACCCUCACCGUCUGAUACGUCACAAGAUUUUUCAUCAGCAAGACCUGCAAAACUUGUUAAAGAUACUGUGAUGACGGGCCCAUGUGCGACCACAAUUCUGUAUCCAAACACCGGCGGUAACAUCCAUUGUUUUCACGCCCGAACUCCAUGUGCCAUCUUUGACAUCUUGUCACCGCCUUACUCGUCGGAGGAUGGGCGGCACUGCACCUAUUUCCGGCGGUCAACUGGAGUAGUCGAUACUCUACCCGGUACAAUUGAUGUAGAUGAGUCAGAAGUUGCAUGGUUGGAAGAAUUUCAACCUCCUGAUGAUUUUGUGAUUCGAAGGGGCCAGUACAAAGGCCGCGUUAUCAAGACUUGAAAAUGUUUUAUUCGAAAUUGGUCAGCAUCUAAGGUGGAAACUAGCUUUGUUUAUAAAGAUGCUGAAGGACAAUAAUGUAAUUCUAUUGGUUAUGCAAGACUUGGCAUGCAUAUACAACAUGAUAUAGUGUCUAGUUAUUUAUCUUUGGUUAUACUCAUUUAAUGGCUUUAAGUUAUAUUUCUGUA